AUGCUUCACCUUUCAUAUCUGGCCCUUGUGGGCAGCGCUCUCAUGACCACAACGCUUGCCCACAGCACAGAACGCAAUUCCCACUGGAAGACGUUGAACAAUCCAGUUGUCCACGACGUUAACUCGACAACCUUCACUAUCACCACCCCUCCAGCAACAGAUAUCUGGCGACCCAAUGUCACGGCCGACAGCUUUACAGCACCCUACGUAUACAAAGUCUGCAAGACUGCUGACUUCCAACGCAUCUCGGUGACCAUAGAUGCCUAUUGGAAGACGCAGUACGAUCAAGGUGGAAUCGCAGUUGUCCUUCCUUCCAGUUCGAAGCACCAUGGCUCUCACAAGAACGGUCGAGAAUCAAACAAGUGGAUCAAAACCGGCAUUGAAUACUACCUUGGAGCGCCGCAGUUCGGCACUGUAGCGACAUAUGCUUUCUCAGACUGGAGUCUGAGUCCUGUCAGACCGGAAGGUAGCACGGCUGGUAGCUUUCUGCUAGAGAGGAACACAAAUGAGGCGUGGGUAUACACCAAGACAGAAGAGGGACAGUACCCGCUAAGAAAAGUGACUUGGGCGUUCUUGGAGGGAAGAAGUGACGAGGACGCGGAGGUGUGGGUGGGAGUCUAUGCUGCAAAGCCGACGUAUACAGAGGGCGAUUUGAACGAGGGGCUGGAGGUGACGUUUAGGGAUCUAGUGGUUGAGUGCUAG
Molecule: messenger RNA, 702 nt
Organism: Fulvia fulva
Lineage: Eukaryota; Fungi; Ascomycota; Dothideomycetes; Mycosphaerellales; Mycosphaerellaceae
Exons: 1
Coding region: 1-702 (233 amino acids)
Source: RefSeq, a predicted model, not a curated record